AUGAAAGGGCAGAGUUUAAAUUAUAAUGUUUAUGAUGAUUUAGUUUCCAGGCUUGAAGGGUUCGUUUCCAACAGAGAGCAGUCUUAUGAAGACCCCAUUGAGGAGUUACUGUAUGCAGUUUUUGUUGUCUCAAGCGAGAAUGCCACUGUUGCUGAAUUGGCAGCAACAUUACAGGCUGAUAUUUCUCAGCUGCAAGCCGCUGCAUCUUUUGUAUGCCGAUUGGGAUGGGCAAUAAAGGUAAUAGACCCCGCAUCGGUUCUUCAGGAUACAAGUGGGCCUAACACUCAAAGAGUCACUCUCAGUGAUGAUGAUGAGGCUUCUCUUGCUAGUAUGGGCUCAGCAAACAUGUCAGCUGAUGGCGAUAUUGGUCAACUAGGAGAUGUCACAGGAAUGGAAAGCCAUGGACCAUUUUCUGGCCUUGUCCGUGUAGCUUUUGUUGUUGAUGCUAAUAUAACAUCAUAUCUUAUGAUGGGCUCUGUUUCACCAGGCUUGAAAUCUCAUGCCGUAACAUUGUAUGAAGCUGGAAAAUUAGGUCACGGUAGCAUUGCAGAUCUGUGCAAGGAUCUGAGUACAUUAGAGGGAACAAAAUUUGAGGGUGAAUUGCAGGAAUUUGCAAAUCAUGCGUUCAGCCUUCGUUGUGUCUUGGAAUGCCUUCUUUCAGGUGGAGACUCCACUGAUGCCAGAACAGAGGAAAAUUAUGACAAGAUGGGCCCGUUAACUUCAAGCACUGAUGUUACAUUGACUGACGACUCAGGUAAAAAUGAAGCUGGACUUAGUAUUGAUAAUUCCAUGAAUUCUAGGCCUCAUGAUGAAUCUGCUUUGGAUGAUUCUGUUCCUGGAAAAACUGGUGAUGAGAUAACUUCACCUACUUUAUCAGAAGACACUAGUUCAUCCAGUGAAGUCUCUAAAUCAGGCCCAACUUUCCAGAGUGAUGAGAAGCUGAUACCAAUUGAAGAGUCUGAUGUUGGAAAAGAUACCUCAAGAAAGAAAAAGAAAUAUCGAGUGGAUAUUCUGCGAUGUGAAAGCUUGGCUUCUCUGGCCCCAGCAACUUUAGAUCGCUUGUUUCUUCGUGACUAUGAUAUUGUUGUGUCCAUGAUUCCUCUUCCUCAUUCAUCUGUAUUUCCUGGACCAAGAGGUCCUAUUCAUUUUGGUCCCCCCUCUCAUUCAUCUAUGACACCAUGGAUGAAAUUGGUACUCUAUUCAUCUGUGGCAAGUGGCCCUGUAUCUGUUGUUCUUACGAAAGGACAAUGUCUACGCAUGCUUCCUGCUCCAUUGGCUGGCUGUGAGAAAGCCCUCAUAUGGUCGUGGGAUGAAUCUACUAUUGGAGGUUUGGGAGGUAAGUUUGAAGGAAAUUUAGUGAAGGGAGGUAUACUGUUACACUGUUUAAACUCUCUUCUUAAGUAUUCAGCUGUCAUGGUGCAGCCCCUAAGUAGUUAUGACCUUGAUAAUUCUGGAAGAGUUGUUACUGUGGAUAUACCGUUGCCCCUAAUGAACUCUGAUGGUUCAAUUGGUCAAAUAGGAAACGAAUUGGGACUUGGUGUAGAAGAGAGUUUGAAACUAAAUACUCUGUUAACUGAUUUGACAAAUAAGAUAGAAUUGUGGACGGUCGGUUAUAUUCGUCUAUUAAAACUUCUCAAACAAAAAGAAUCGAAUAACUUUUCACCUGAUGAGAAUUAUGAUUGGGUUCUAUUGAGUGUGGAAUUUGGGAUUCCACUUUUUAGUCCAAAAUUAUGCAACAAUAUUUGCGAAAGGGUUGUCUCAUCAGAAUUACUUCAGGCAGAUUCUCUCACUGAGCAUUAUGAUGCAAUGCAAGGCCUUAGAAAAAGGUUGCGUGAUGUUUGUGCAGAAUACCAGGCAACAGGUCCUGCUGCUAAACUUCUAUACCAGAAAGAGCAAUCUAAGGAUUCACCUCGACAACUCAUGAACUAUGCUAGUGGAAGAUGGAAUCCACUUGUAGACCCUUCGUCUCCCAUCUCAGGAGCCACGAGUGAGGAUCAGAGAUCAAAACUUGUUAGUCGUCAGCGUUGUUGGACUGAAGUCUUGAGCUUUGAUGGUAACACUUUGAGAUCUUAUUCUCUGACUCCUGUGUAUGUAGCUGCCACAAGGCCUGUUGGAGAAAACUCAUCAGUAAGUGCGGCAAAAACUGAACCUGAUGAAGCCGACAGCCGAGAAGUAACAUUACCUGGAGUUAAUCUUCUUUUUGAUGGUGCAGAGUUGCACCCCUUUGACAUAGGUGCUUGCCUGCAGGCUAGCCAACCAAUUUCCUUAAUAGCAGAGGCUGCUGCAGCCUCUGCAUCUGCUGCUACCAAAUAGGAUUCCUCCAGUCUUUGCUUGGAUGUGUAUACAAGGAUUUAUCCAACACUAACAAAGGUAAUUGUCAGCUUAUCAUAUCCUUCCCACCACUUCUACUUAAAUUUGGCUGGGCCGCUUAAUCUUUAGGACUGGGUUUUGUCCAUGAGCCCAGGCUUGUCUCAAGAUCAAACCAAAUCUCUCCAUGAGAUCGACAAAGGAGAAAGUUCAGCAAUGGAAAGAUUGUGCUAAGCCUUGUGCUGAGGCCAAAAUGUUAUUUCAGUUUCACUCGGGAAAGUUGCUUACACUUUUGCUUCUUUUCUUUGACUUGAAUAAUAAUAAUUCUUCACUUAUAGAUUAGCUAUUUCUGAAUCAGGCCAGUUUUCGCAAUCAUUCCUGCUGUUAACUGGUUCAUGGCUGUCUGAUCAAGGUUUCUCUCCACUGGCAAUGCACAAUAGAAGAAGAGAAAUAAUAGUCUGUGGAUAGAUAUCAAUGUUGGACAUGGUACAUGGAAGCAAGGAAUCAUAUUCAUUUUUGCAGAAGGAUUUGAUCGAAAUCCUCUUUAGCCCCUCCUCUUUAUGUAUCAUCGACGACUCUGAUUGAAGAAAGAAGAAAAAAUGGCAAAUUGACAGAUGGCCGAACAUAUCCACAAAGGCUAUCAAUGAACAAAUCGGUCACGAUUCAGCUGGAUUCAGAUUCCCACUAGUAGGUUUCAUUCAAUACCCAGUUCGUCGUAAAAUAAUUUGGUAAUUGCUUA
Mangifera indica (mango) is the source of this 3046-nucleotide messenger RNA. RefSeq names its product protein FAM91A1-like. The record is from RefSeq and is a predicted model, not a curated record. NCBI's taxonomy places the organism in Eukaryota, Viridiplantae, Streptophyta, Magnoliopsida, Sapindales, Anacardiaceae. The transcript has 7 exons. The coding region runs from base 1 to 2313 and encodes 770 amino acids.